AUGGACUCGAGAAGAAAGAUAGCAUAUUUUUAUGAUCCAGAGUUGAUCUAUUUCUACUUAGGUCCCGGCCAUCCAAUGAAGCCACAUCGUUAUCACUAACCUCACUCCUUAGUAUUGAACUAUGGCCUGUAUAAGAAAAAUGGAGGUGUAUAUAGACCUUAUCGUGCAUCAAAGUUAGACCUAUGUAGAUUUCAUGCAGAAGACUAUAUUGAUUUUCUUCAAAGAGUCACACCUCAUAAUAUAACUGUUUUUACAUCAAGUCUAUCAAGAUUUAACGUCGGAGAUGAUUGUCCCGUAUUUCCUGGUCUGUUUGACUUUUGUUGUAUCUAUACUGGAGCAUUUGAAGGAGCUGCUAAACUAAAUCAUAAGUGUUGUGAUAUUGCUGUUAACUGGGCUGGUGGACUUCACCAUGCUAAGAAGUUUAUAGGCAUCUGGAUUUGUUAUGUCAAUGAUAUUGUUAUAGCUAUAUUGGAAUUAUUAAAAUAUCAUCCUCGUGUACUCUACAUUGAUAUUGACAUACAUCAUGGUGACGGUGUUCAAGAAGCAUUCUAUCUAACUGAUCGUGUUAUGACUGUUUCGUUCCAUAAAUAUGGCAACUUUUUCUUUCCAGGAACAGGAGAUAUGUUUGAAAUUGGCUCUGAGAAAGGAAAAUAUUAUUCCCUCAAUGUACCAUUAAAGGAUGGAAUCGAUGACCACAGUUAUUUGACAUUAUUUAAACCUAUUAUUCAAUCAGUAAUUGAACACUAUAGACCAUCAUGUCUUGUAUUACAGUGUGGAGCUGAUUCUUUAGGCUGUGACCGACUGGGUUGUUUUAACCUGAGUAUAAAAGCUCACGGAGAAUGUGUGAAAUAUGUAAAGUCAUUUAACAUACCUACAUUAGUACUAGGAGGUGGUGGAUAUACUAUUAGGAAUGUUGCUCGUUGUUGGGCGUACGAGACUUCUCUUCUCCUUGAUACAGAGAUUAGUAAUGAGUUACCAUAUACAGAAUAUUUUGAGUAUUUUGGUCCUGAUUUUACAUUACAUCCUGAUGUUAGUACUAAAAUGGAGAACCAAAACACAAGACAGGUAAUGACAACAAAUAAAACCAAUGUUCUGGAAAAUUUAAGAAUUCUACCUCAUUCUCCUAGUGUGCAAAGCAACAGUCCCUCUGAUAUGUUAAGCAUGCAAAUAAUGGACCAAGAUAUGAGAGAGACCCAACGAGAAACUGGAUCCAAG
Molecule: messenger RNA, 1215 nt
Organism: Gigantopelta aegis
Lineage: Eukaryota; Metazoa; Mollusca; Gastropoda; Neomphalida; Peltospiridae
Product: histone deacetylase 3-like
Molecular function (GO): histone deacetylase activity
Source: RefSeq, a predicted model, not a curated record